ACCCCUAAUUGGGGUUUUUCCAAAUUUUUGGUUUUUUUUCUUUUCUCUUUCUCAUUAAACUUUCCCGGGAAUCGAACACACACUCUCACCAUUUAUCCCUUCUUCUAGCUUUGCUUUCUCCUUUCACUUCCUUCCUUUGCAACUCUUUACCUUUUCCUUUUGCAAAAUAAAAGACAAAACAGAAAGGAGGAAAAAAAAAAAAAAAAAAAGAAAAGAAAGGAAAAAGAAAGGUUUUUGAUUCUCUUCCUUAACAGACACUUCAACCAACUGAUAAAUCAUACACAGACCCCCCAAAAAUAAAUCGCUGUGUUAGGGGGAUUAAGUUUUCUCUCUAACCCACUUGAAAAUCCAAUGAAAUUAUCCUAAAAGAAAAAAAAAAAAAAAAAAAAAGAAGAGAAAAAUUUUCUCUUCGGGGGUUCUCUGAGAAUGGAUUUCGUGGAAUUGGAGGCGAUCGAAGGCCUCAGAUGGUCUUGGAACUCAUGGCCUGCAUCGAAAACCGAGUCAUCGGCUCUCAUAAUACCACUGGGGGUCAUGUGCACGCCGUUGAUGCAGCAAGCCGAGCUCCCGGUACUUCCGUACGAACCAGUCGUUUGCUCUCAAUGCGGCGCCGUUUUGAACCCUUAUGCGCGCGUCGAGUACACGUCCCGCAUAUGGUUCUGCCCGUUCUGCCACCGCAAGAACUCGUUCCCUCGCUCUUUCGCCGGAAUCGGAGAGACCAACCUUCCCGCGGAGCUCUUCCCGACUUACAGCGUCGUCGAGUACGCACCGGGUCGGAAAAAUCCGAGCCCGAUUGCGAAUUCGGGUUUGAAUAAAGGUAUGAACCGGAGCUGGGCAAAUGGGUUGUCUUCGUCUUCGUUGUCUUUGUCGUCUAUGAUGUCGUCGUCGUCUUCGUUAUCCGUUGGGGAAUCGCGUGGGGUUGGACCAGCUUUUGUGUUUGUUGUGGAUACUUGCUCAGCUGAGGAAGAGCUUCGAGCGCUAAAGAUGGAGCUUUUGCGUGUGCUAGAGAAGUUGCCGGAGAAUGCUCUGGUGGGUCUGGUGACAUUUGAUUCCAUGGUUCAUGUUCAUGAUCUUGAAUACUCAGAGUGCUCGAGGGUGGUACUAUUUCACGGAGAACGUGAGCUUUCAUCGGAUAAGGUUCGAGAACUUCUGGGGAUUAAACAAAUGAAGCCAAUGCAACUUGGAAAGACACCUGUUAUCCAGAAACAGGGUUUUCUGUUAUCGGUGUCUGAGUGUGAGUUCAGCAUCACAAGUGCAAUUGAAGAGAUCCAUUCUUCACUUCAACGCAUGCCAGGCCAUCGCCCUGAAAGGUGUACUGGAACAGCAAUAUCAGUUGCACUUGGACUUCUGGAAGGAUGCUUGGUAAACACAGGUUCUCGGAUCAUGGUCUUCACAUCUGGACCUGCAACUCUGGGCCCAGGAAUUGUUGUGGACUCGGAUCUUAGCAAUGCCAUCAGAACUCAUCGAGACCUCAUCAAUGGUUAUGCACUUCAUUAUAGAAGAUCUUGCAGCUUCUACAGGCAUGUGUCACAAAGGUUAUCUGAUGCAUCUGUUGUCCUUGAUUUGUUUGCUUGCUCUCUUGAUCAAAUUGGAGCAGCAGAGCUGAAGGAAUCUGUUGAGAGAUCAGGUGGAUUCAUGAUGCUGGGAGAGUCAUUUGAGUCGAAUGAAUUCAGAAAUUGUUUGAGGCACAUUUUUACUUGUGAUGAAGAGGGAAAUUUGAAAAUGUAUUUUGAUGCAACUAUUGAGGUAGUGACCACAAAAGAUGUAAAAAUCUGCGGAGCCCUAGGGCCUUGUGUAUCUCUUCAGAAAAGAAAUGAUUUAGUGAGCAGCAAUGAGAUGGGGGAUGGUGGUACCUAUAUGUGGAAGUCUGGUGCACUCACUAAUAAAACAUGCUUUGCUUUUUUCUUCCAAGUGAAUGAUGAGCGAAAGAUUGAACCUGGAUCAGCAUUCUUCGUGCAGUUCAUAACGCAGUAUCGCUAUGGUAACCUGGGAAUCCGGAAAAGGGUGACUACUGUUGCAAGACGAUGGGUAGGGAGCCGCUCAUCAGAAAUUGCUGCGGGGUUUGACCAAGAAGCUGCAGCUUCAAUUAUGGCCAGACUUGCUAUUCACCGAGCGGAAAGGCAUUUUGCUCGAGAUGUGGUUAGAUGGCUGGAUGACACACUAAUCCGUUUUGCUUCCAAGUUUGGAGACUAUGUACAGGAAACUCCAUCUUCUUUUCGCUUGUCAUCCAACUUCUCCCUUUAUCCCCAAUUCAUGUAUUACUUAAGGAGGUCUCAAUUCAUUGAUGUCUUCAAUAGUACUCCUGAUGAGACAGCUUUCUUCCGGCUAAUGCUGAAUCGUGAGGGAGUGGUGGGUUCACUUAUCAUGAUCCAACCUACACUCUUUGAAUACUCCUUUGAUGGUCCACCUAUUCCAGUCCUCCUAGAUGUUCGCUCCAUCUCUCCGGAUGUCAUCUUGCUCUUUGAUUCAUACUUCUGCGUAGUUAUUCAUUAUGGAUCCAAGAUUGCUCAAUGGAGAAAGCUUGGUUAUGACAAGGAUCCAAACCAUGAGAAUUUAAGAAAGCUGUUGGAAGCCCCAGAAGCUGAUGCAGAGCAGUUGGUGGCUGAAAGAAUUCCAGCACCCAAGCUUAUAAAGUGUGACCAACAUAGUAGCCAAGCAAGGUUUCUUCUUGCCAAGUUGAAUCCUUCCAUUACACAAAACUCAACGUACACGAAUGGGUUGGACGUUAUUUUCACUGACGAUUUGAGUUUGCAAGUUUUUAUAGAUCACUUGCAGGCCCUGGCAGUGCAGGGCUGAUGAAGAGCAACUGUAUUCAGUUUCUCUUUUUAUCUAUAAUCUUUGAAAUGGAAAGUAUUAUUUCUUCCCUUUUUUUUCCAAUUUUCUUAUCAUUUUCAGUAUGUACAGUUUUACUAGAUGUUCAGCGAGUACUAUGAGGCUUCUUCUUCUUCUUUUUUUCUUUUUUUUUCCCCCUUUUUUGGUCUCUUUUAUAGGUGCUAUGAAAACGUGGUCUAAGAGUUAUACAGAUGUGAGUUUUAUGAUCUAAUGAAAGAAAGCCCUGUUUUUGGGGUAUACUCUUUUCUUA
Ziziphus jujuba (common jujube) is the source of this 3079-nucleotide messenger RNA. RefSeq names its product protein transport protein SEC23 G. Lineage: Eukaryota; Viridiplantae; Streptophyta; Magnoliopsida; Rosales; Rhamnaceae. Gene Ontology annotation, biological process: COPII-coated vesicle cargo loading; COPII-coated vesicle budding; endoplasmic reticulum to Golgi vesicle-mediated transport. Bases 427 to 2793 code for a protein of 788 amino acids. Gene Ontology annotation, cellular component: endoplasmic reticulum exit site; COPII vesicle coat. Gene Ontology annotation, molecular function: zinc ion binding; GTPase activator activity. The record is from RefSeq and is a predicted model, not a curated record. The transcript has 2 exons.